CGCAGAUCCUAGAAUCCCACCGAACCCCCGCGAUUACAGGGGACAAGUUGCGCUGUCAGAUUGGUUGUCGUGCUUGGCGGUUGCAGCGGUUUGCAGGUGGAGCUCACUUUGCGUCUGGAUCAUCCUGCGAGCGAACAUGUCUAAUCCGAACGACUACACCGUUGGCUGGAUCUGCGCCAUAACUACGGAGUAUGUUGCCGCCCAGGAAUUUCUCGACGAAGAACACGAAGGACCGGAAUAUGUGUCGCCUAAUGACACCAACCAUUACACACUAGGCAAAGUUGGGAAGCACAAUGUCGUCAUCGCCGUCUUGCCCGACAACGAGUACGGAAAAUCCUCUGCCGCAAGCGUUGCAAGAGAUAUGCUGCACAGCUUUCCUAAUGUCAGAAUCGGUUUGAUGGUCGGCAUCGCCGGAGGUGCGCCUGGAAAGCAUGAUAUCCGUCUUGGGGAUAUUGUGGUCAGCUCUGCUAGCAAUGGAAAGGGUGGGGUGUUCGGGUACGACUUUGGUAAAGCCAUACAAGGACGGGACUUCCAGGAGACAGGGCUCUUAAACCAGCCACCAACCCUCCUUCGAACGACAGUGAGUGGACUCAAGGCCCGCUACGAGAGGAAAGGGCAUCAACUCGCAGAGAAGACCAACAUGAUUCUCGAGAAGAACCCAAGGCUCUGGGGGAAGUACAAACGGCCAGAAACAGGCGCCGACAGACUAUUUAAAUCCGAAGUUACUCACGACGUAAGCUGUGCGGCGAUUUGUAGUAAUGAUGUAUCAAAUUUGGUAUUGCGACCGGAAAGGACCGAGGACAAAGACAAUCCAGCUAUUCAUUACGGCCUCAUUGCUUCAGCAGACAGGCUGAUGAAGGACGCUUCGGCUCGAGAUAGGCUUUCAGAAGAAAAGGAGGUUCUGUGUUUCGAAAUGGAAGCGGCUGGGCUGAUGAACCAUUUUCCCUGUCUGGUCAUCCGUGGUAUAUGCGACUACUCGGACUCCCACAAGAACAAGGAGUGGCAGGGCUAUGCAGCAAUGGUGGCUGCUGCAUAUGCAAAGGAUCUUCUCUAUCAAAUAGCUCUAAACAGAGUUGAAGCUGAAAAGAAGAUCGGCGACGUUCUGUCCGGCCUCCAAGGAGUUGCAGAAGAGCACCGUGAUAUUGCUAAGGAGCAGCUCAAAGCCCAGAAAGAUAUAGCCAAGGAAAGGCUGUCCGAAGAAAAACAAAAGUGUCACCAGCUGUUCCGCCUCACAACCGGCAGCAGGGACGUCACAUACGAGUGGUAUAAAGACCGAGUGGAAGAAAGGGUCGAAGAUACGUGCAUGUGGUUCUUCAAGCACGAGCACUUCCAGACGUGGUUGAGCCAAGAGUCUGGCCCCCUGCUAGUCACGGCGGAUCCUGGCUGUGGAAAGUCGGUGUUGGCAAAGUACCUAAUCGACCAUGGCCUGCCACGAUCGACAACCAUCUGCUACUUCUUCUUCAAAGACCAAGACCAGAACACAGUCCGGCAAGCACUCUGCGCCCUGCUUCACCAGCUCUUCUCUCUGAAGCCGCCCUUGAUCGUACAUGCUAUGCCACAAUUCCGUAUGGAUGGGGAAGGUUUGACUAAAUCUACAGAAUCGCUCUGGAAUGUUCUACGAAACGCUAUAAAAGAUCCCCAGACAGGACCUGUAAUCAUGGUCCUUGAUGCCCUGGAUGAAUGUGCUGAAUCGGAGUUUACGGACCUGAUGCGGAAUAUUGAGAGCCAAUUCCGCAGCGACCAGUUGGGCUACGGCAAGUUGAAGUAUCUUCUAACAUGCCGCCCGUAUGACCAAAUUGUGUCCAAAUUCCGCUUCCUAUUGGACGCUUUUCCAAAUAUCCAUAUACCAGGAGAGGAAGAGUCAGGAACCAUAAGUAAGGAGGUGAAUCGCGUUAUUACGCACCGGAUCAAUCAGCUGUCGAUGAAGAAGCGCCUCUUACCCCAAAUCAAGAGCUACCUAGAGAAAAGACUACAGGAGACUACCCACCGCACUUAUCUCUGGGUAUACCUUGUGUUUGACUACUUGGAGAAAGCCGACUUUAAAAAGACAUCAAAGGGGAUUGACUCUAUUAUUGCAACACUUCCGAGGAGUAUUAAUGAGGCAUAUGAGCAAAUUCUUAAUAAGACUAAAGAAGAUCCGACAGUUCGGAUGAUAGUUCGAAAAGCCUUGAGUAUUAUUUUGGCAACGAGCCGGCCGCUAACCCUCUCGGAAAUGAACGUUGCCGUGAACAUAGACUACACAUCACAGUCUAUUCACGACCUCGACUUGGAGGAUGACGAGCACUUCAAGAUACGUCUCAGAUCUUGGUGUGGAUUGUUCGUCUCUAUCCAUCAUGGCAAGAUUUAUUUCCUUCACCAAACAGCUCGCGAGUUUCUCCUCACAGAUUUGGCAUUGCCUAUAACUGCUUCAUCAAUGCUUCGCUGGCAUCGCUCCAUCACUACUCAAGACGCACACGCCGUUCUUGCGGAGCUCUGCGUACUCUAUCUAAACUUCUUUAACUCCAACGUUAGUCUUCUGAUAGAUGCGGAUUUGGGAUCCGGCUACUCUUUCGAUAGAUACGCCUUCUUAGAUUACUCGGCCCAAAAUUGGGGCGCUCAUUUCCGAGAGGCUAGUAUCAUGGAUGAUGAUACCAUUGUACCUUUGGCUCUGAGAAUUUGUGAUCCGGGUUCCAAGAGCUACUCGGUAUGGUUUAUAAUGUAUUGGAAAACUACGAGUAUGACGACUACUAAGUAUUUUACGAAUCUUAUGGUAGCGUCGUACUAUGGUCAUCGUGCCGUUAUCAAACUGCUGCUUAAGCAGGGCGCCGACAUCGAGGCGAAAGAUACCGGCCAUGGUCGGACGCCGCUUUUGUGGGCCGCUGCGAACGGGCAUGAGGCCGUUAUCAGGCUGCUGCUUGAGCAGGGCGCCGACGUCGAGGCGAAUGAUAAAUAUGGUAAGACGCCGUUUUCACGGGCCGCCGCAAACGGUCAUAAGGCCGUCGUCAAGCUGCUGUUCGAGCAGGUCGCCGACGUCGAGGCAAAGGAUAAUUAUAAUCAGACAUCGCUUUCGUUGGCCGCCGCGAACGGGCAUGAUGCCGUUGAUACCGGCUAUGGUCGGACGCCGCUUUUGUGGGCCGCCGCAAACGGCCAUGAGGCCGUUGUCGGGCUGCUGCUCAAGCAGGGCGCCGACGUCGAGGCGAAGGAUAAAUAUGGUUAG
This is a messenger RNA of Fusarium oxysporum Fo47, 3196 nucleotides long. RefSeq lists its product as uncharacterized. The coding region runs from base 137 to 3196 and encodes 1019 amino acids. Lineage: Eukaryota; Fungi; Ascomycota; Sordariomycetes; Hypocreales; Nectriaceae. Gene Ontology annotation, molecular function: catalytic activity; protein binding. Gene Ontology annotation, biological process: nucleoside metabolic process. The record is from RefSeq and is a predicted model, not a curated record. The transcript is spliced from 4 exons.